UUAAAAUGUCCCCAUUGGCAGGAUAUACUAUACAGGAGAACCGAACAUAACAUGCAAUAAGUUAAAAUUAAGUGACUAUUUAUGUGUUGGGGAAUGUGUUAUAGAAAGAUUCAUACAAAAAAAAAAGAUUUGUAAUAAUAAGAUAUGAGGGACAGAUAAAUAUGGUCAUGACCACUGUCAAAGAGGAAGUAAAGGUGUGACAUGUCUGACAGUACCAGGGAAGAGCUGCGUUUUCUAGAGACUGAGGCAGACCAAAUUACACAGAAAUACAGCUGAGACCAUCACCAUGGCCCGUGCUGAUGUGGAUCUGAGCAUUGAAGCGAUGGAGGAGUUGCCGCUGAGGGGGGUGAGGAGGAGGGAGACAGAGGUCACCCGACAAUACCAGGCCACCGAGCUCUUACCAAACACCAAGGCUCCACUCCACGACCUGCUCCGAAAACAACCGGCUGUCCUUGGAUCUUUGCAGGUGAUAAGUGGUCUUCUGAGUGUUGGAAUAGGAAUCCUCUUCAUGGUGACACAGGACAUCGGCUAUUCACUCUUCUCUCUGUUCAGAGUUUCUCAGAUGACUGGAAUUCUUUUCAUAAUUGCUGGACUUAUUUCAAAUAUGUUGUUCAAAUACGCUGAGUUACUUCUGAUUUCCCUUACGGUCAACUGUGGCUGCCUGUUAGUCUCUGUUGUUGCAGCAUCUUUGAUCAUUGCAGACUUAACUGCGUGGAAACCAGAUGAUGAAUAUUUAAGGAUGGAGCUUCUCGGGCUGUGCAUUUUGGCGCUUGAGUCUUGCCUCUCAGCCAUCCUGUGUGUUUGGUUUGUCAAAGAAAAGCGAAAAUUUACACCCUGAAUUUGUUAAACUGAUUGUAUGUCUUGUUAUAAUAUUCUUGUGCAUAAGAUGUUUGUGCUCUUUUGCCUGCAUUAUCUAGCUGUCGUUGAUGUAAGAACUGUGAAUUGAAAAUUCAAACAGAGAGAAAGAAAUUGUCAUUUUCUUGAGGUGGAUAAUUCUAAUACCACAAAGUACUAGUAUUAGUAUUAGUAAGUGCAGUGGAAUUUAUUCUGGGUACAUAUACAUGGGCAGUGAAAAUCAGAUAAUCUAUUUCAAUUGUUAAAAAUGUCUUUCAUUUCAUUUCAUUAAAUUUUUUGUUUGUCCAUUUUGCACAAUUUUAACUGUCAAAACCUGCAAAGGUGUGAACUAUCAGGAUGAACUCUGAUUACUCCCAUCAGAUUAAACUGUUUACUGUUUACUCUGAUGUUUGCUGUGCAUGUAAGCAGCCAUUCUCAUAUGCUAAAUAUAUGAAAACGUGUUGAAUAUGGUAUUAGUCAUAUAUUUUGUUAACAUCUUGUUGUGCAUCGUUUUUUUCUCUGCUCUGUUGCCUGCAUUAAGAAUUAGCCUAUGUGUCUUGCCAUACAAGUUGGUGAUGCGGCGUCCUCCCUGGCCCCUGUAUCGCGCGGAGUGCCCCAAGGGUCAGUUUCAGGCCUCUAAUUUUUUUUCACUUUAUCUAUAGCCUCUCAGGUCAAUUCUCCAAAAACACAAGGUGUCAUUUAAUUUUUAUGCAGAUGACUGCCAGUUGUGUGUGUCGCUGACUGUGUCGUCUAAUUCUCUUGUUCAUUGCUUGGAUGAAGUCAAAGCAUGGAUGGCUUCUAACUUCCUGUACUCCAAUGAGAAAAGAUGGGGGUUACUCUCCCCUAGUGACUUCACUGUGGUUGCUACCACAGAGUUGAGCUCCUUAUCUCAGGCCAUGAGCCCUGUAAUGGCAAAUUUAGGUGUGAAAAUCGACUGUGGUUUUAAAAGUGAUGCCCAAAUUAAAUGUGGUGAAGUCCAACUUUAUUCAGUUGAGGUAACUUGUCAAAGUGCAAUCAAUUUGAUCUCAUUACAACCUUGAAAUUUAAUCCAUGUUUUUAUUACUUCUUACUUCCUGCUUAGAUUAUUACAAUUCACUUUUACACUGGACUCAGCAAAACCUCACUCUCCUGCAUAUCCCCAUUCUUCAGUCUCUUCACUGGCUCCCCUGUCCCCCUGUCUGUACCUCACACCCCCUCUGCAUACCUGCAGACCUGCACACAGGUCUGCAGGUAUGCAUUUGCAUUGGCUGCUCCAAGGCCGUGGAAUCAGCUCCCUCUGCACAUCAUCCCGCCCGACUCACCGCCUGCUUUUAUGUCCCUUCUAAAGACUCACUUUUUCUCCUUGGCUUUUAACUCAGUUUGAGGAUUCAGUAUUUACUUGUCACUGUUUGUCAUGUGUCCUAUUUAAUUUGUGUACAGCGCUUUGGUUGACAGUGUUGUUUUUAAAGUGCUCAAUAAAGUUGAGUUAAAUUUUUGUCUGAGAACAUAAA
Boleophthalmus pectinirostris (great blue-spotted mudskipper) is the source of this 2324-nucleotide messenger RNA. RefSeq lists its product as uncharacterized. The transcript has 6 exons. The record is from RefSeq and is a predicted model, not a curated record. The coding region runs from base 287 to 838 and encodes 183 amino acids. NCBI's taxonomy places the organism in Eukaryota, Metazoa, Chordata, Actinopteri, Gobiiformes, Gobiidae.